Molecule: messenger RNA, 3291 nt
Organism: Aaosphaeria arxii CBS 175.79
Lineage: Eukaryota; Fungi; Ascomycota; Dothideomycetes; Pleosporales
Product: potassium/sodium eff
Exons: 5
Coding region: 1-3291 (1096 amino acids)
Biological process (GO): intracellular calcium ion homeostasis; calcium ion transmembrane transport
Cellular component (GO): plasma membrane
Molecular function (GO): ATP hydrolysis activity; ATP binding; P-type calcium transporter activity
Source: RefSeq, a predicted model, not a curated record
AUGGGUGAAGAGAACUGCCUUCCUACUGUCGAGGAGUCGACUGAACCUCCUAUAUGUGCCCAACGAAACGGCAAUUAUAAUGGACCACCGACCACAGCAGGUCAACAUCAAUAUCAUCAACCAAAUCCGCCUAUAGAUCCACCCAAUCAAGGCACUCCUGCAUCGCUGCCAACUGCGCAUACUCUUACGCCAGAACAGGUCGCCCGGGCACUGAACGUCGACAUACACAAUGGACUCAGUGCUACAGAAGCAGAAUCUCGCCUUCGGCUCCAUGGACCUAACAAGGUUAAAGGAGCUGAAGGGCUAUCCUUGUGGGAGAUUCUCUUGAGGCAGGUCUCAAACAGUCUUACUCUCGUUCUCGUAAUUACCAUGGGUCUAAGUUUCGGAAUCAACGACUACAUUGAGGGCGGCGUCAUUACUGCCGUCAUUGUCCUCAACAUAUGCGUCGGGUUCUGGCAAGACUACAAGGCAGAGAAAACCAUACAGUCACUUAAGAGUUUGACUGCACCUGAAUCAUUUGUCCUUCGUGAUGGCACACUCGAGAAGAUCAGGGCUGUGGACCUUGUACCCGGCGACGUUGUCCACCUCAAGGUCGGCAGCAUUGUACCGGCGGAUCUUCGACUGAUCGAUGCCAUGAACGCCUCCACAGACGAGGCUUUCCUCACUGGAGAGUCACUGCCUGUCGACAAGACACCAGCAGUGACUUUUGACGAUGAGAAUAUACCCACUGGCGACCGUACCAACCUUGCUUUCUCUGGUAGCGAGAUGAAGUCCGGGCGAUGCACCGGCAUUGUCGUGGCUACUGCUAUGGAGACUGAGGUUGGAAAAAUCGCUCACAUGCUUCGACAGAAGGAUGAUACACUUAAAGAUAAGAGCUUCCUCGUGAAGGCUCGAAUCAAGUUCAUCAAUGGCGUCAAGACCAUUCUUGGACUCGUCGGUACCCCCCUCCAGAUUACGCUAAGCAAGUUCGCUCUUCUGCUUUUUGGUUUAGCCAUCCUUCUUGCCAUCAUCGUAUUUUCUGCGAACAAAUGGCAGGUUGGUGGGGAGGUACUCAUAUACGGUAUUUGUGUGGCUGUGGCCGUCAUUCCUGAAUCUCUCAUUGCGGUCCUUACCAUUACGAUCGCCGUGGGAGCAAAGGCAAUGGCAAGGUCGAAUGUCAUUAUUCGCGUGUCUUCGGCUAUUGAAGCUGUAGGAGGCGUUACAAACAUCUGCUCCGACAAAACAGGAACUCUAACACAAGGUCGCAUGAUCACGCGCAAAGCCAUGAUCAAUGGUGUCGGUACCUUCUCAGUCCACGAUACCACGGAUCCCUAUGAUCCGAGCAGCGGCCAUGUUGCACUUGACGGGCAACGCAUUGAUAUUGAAGAGUAUUCGCCUAAUGCAAUCCUCACAAGAUUUCUACGAACCAUCGCUCUCUGCAAUCUGUCAACGGUAGAACCCACAUUCGAAGCUCCACUGAGCAGUAAUGAGGAUAGCAGCAAGAAAGAAGCGAUGGAGAGAAUGAACACUGACGAUGAGCGCGACACGGAUGCAUCGACGCAGCAGUCCGCCAUCUUUACACGCCCCGGAACAGCCUCUAGCCAGAACAGGCCAGGCCCAUGGAAAGCUACUGGAGAGCCAACUGAGAUCGCACUUCAUGUCCUUGCGAUGCGCUUCAACAUGGGACGAGAAAAGCUCCUCCAAAAUUUGAACAUUUCGCACGCCGCCGAGUUUCCAUUCGACUCUACUGUGAAAAAGAUGACGGUCGUCUUCAAGGAUAAUGAUGCCGGACAUCUAGAUGUAUACACCAAAGGAGCCACCGAAUUCGUACUUCCCGUUUUAAAUCUCUCACAAAGCGAAAAAGCGAGUAUUCUUGAAGCUGCUGAGACUAUGGCUGCAGACGGCCUUCGAGUUCUCUGCAUCGCUCACAAGACUCUCCCACUGGGAUCAAACCUUGAGGAACGCAAAGAUGUCGAGAACGAACUAAAUUACAUUGGUCUCGUUGCUAUCUAUGAUCCGCCUCGUCUGGAGACCAAAGGAGCUGUGCGCGAGUGUCAAAUUGCCGGUAUCACCGUGCACAUGCUCACUGGUGAUCAUCCUGGAACAGCAAGGGCAAUCGCGCACGAGGUCGGUAUUUUGAAUGAAGUCACUGCUCCUCGUGGAAGCACAACGGCUGUCAUGCUUGCCAAAGAUUUUGAUCAACUUAGUGAUGAAGAAAUCGACCGAAUGGAGACAUUGCCUCUAGUCGUUGCCCGAUGCAGUCCAGCCACAAAGGUCAAAAUGGUGUCAGCCCUGCAUCGCAGGAAGCGCUUCUGCGUAAUGACUGGCGAUGGCGUAAAUGAUUCCCCCGCCUUGAAAAUUGCUGAUGUUGGCAUGGCGAUGGGAACUGGUAGCGACGUCGCAAAGGACGCCGCUAAAAUGGUCUUAACCGACGACAACUUCGCCUCCAUCGUGAAAGCGGUCGAAGAAGGACGCAGAUUGUUUGACAAUAUUCAAAAGUUUUUGAUGCAUCUGCUCAUCUCGAAUAUUGCCCAAGUUAUCCUACUCCUCAUCGGUCUUGCCUUCAAAGACAACGACAAUCACUCUGUAUUCCCUCUAUCUCCCAUUGAAAUCCUUUGGGUCAAUCUCAUCACCUCCUCCUUCCUCGCCAUUGGACUUGGUCUUGAAGAGUCUCAAACAGACAGCAUGUUCAGACCUCCUCAUGAUUUGAAGGUUGGGGUGUUCACGAAAGAGCUCAUCGUUGAUAAGUUCAUCUAUGGGUUCUUUAUGGGGUCUUUGUGCCUCGCAUCAUUCGCUAUCGUUGCGUACGUUGGACCUGGCGGAGGAGAUCUCGGCUCUGGUUGCAACGAGGACUGGAAUGAUACAUGCGGUGUCGUCUUCCGCGCUCGUGCUACGACUUACACGACGAUCACGCUCUUACUCCUUGUCACAGCUUGGGAAGUGAAGCAUUUCUCACGGUCACUUUUCAACCUGUAUCCGGACUCAUCUACUCCUCGUGGACUUUCUGUCUUCCCCACCGUCUGGCGCAAUCGGUUCCUCUUCUGGGCUGUCACCGCUGGCUUCUCGAUCUUGUUCGCCAUCAUCUACUUGCCUGUCAUCAACCGACAGGUUUUCAAGCAUGGCGCCAUUGGUUGGGAAUGGGGUAUCAGCUUCGCAUGUGUUUGCAUAUACAUUGCGGCCAUCGAGAGCUGGAAGGCCGUCAAGAGAAGGUUCGGGAUCUGGAGCGGAGCGCAUCGCGCACUAAGUCGCGAGGACGCCGAGAUGAGGGCUGGCCUGUCUGUGUCCCAAAUCAGGGAGACCAAGCACAACUAG